CGGUACAAACUACAAAUCAAAACGAACACGGGUUGAGGUUACUCCAUUUUGUUAUUCGUCGUGGUAUACUUUUUUGUAGUGUUUGUCUCUGUUUAGUAGUAAGCUUGGUGGUUUUCUGUAAACAUUUGAUAUAAGUAUCGAAAAGAUUGUGUAAAACUAGUUAUUUUGAAGGAACAUUUCAUAAUUAAAAGAAUAAUGAGUUCUCGACAUAGAGACAGAAGCCGAUCACGGUCUCGUGAUCGUGAUCGUCUUAAGGACAGGGAUAAGGGACGGGAACGGGACCGGGAUAAAGAUAGGGAGAGAGAAAGGGACCGGGACCGUGAUAGGGAUCGAGAACGCGACAGGGACCGCGAUCGAGACCGUGACAGAGACCGAGAGAGAGAUAGAGAUCGCGAUCGAAACAGGGACCGGGAGAGAGACCGGGAUCGAGAUAGAGAGCGUCAUCGGUCUAAGAGGGACAAAGAUCGUGAUAGAAGCCGCAGCCGUGAUCGCCAUAAAGAAAAGAGACGCAGUCGCUCUCGAAGCCGUAGUAGGAGUCGCGGCAGAAAAUCAAAAGACAGGGAUGGUACAAUAGCUUUACUGGAUCAAAUGGUGGGCACCACUACCAAGGCGACGGCUCGCCAGGUGGCCGUUCCCACCUCCAUGAACCCAGCAACACAAGCCGCCAUACUGGCAGCAGCAGCCGUGGCUCAGACGUUUGUGGCUCAGCGGCGGCUGGCGGCGCCCGUGCAGCCCGCGGCGGCGGCGGCGGCAGCCCUGUCCGCGGCCACCGCCAUCCCGCCGCCCACCUCUGUACAGCAGAAGCUGGAGCUGCUGCAGGCGCGCACUGAGGGACGGUACCGCGACAAGCAACCUCCCGACCACCAUCCGGACGACGACCACGACGACGGACAAGGUCCUCCCGGGGAGACGGCGGCCGAGCGUCGGGCCCGGCGGCGCCGCACUCGCUGGAUGGGCUCCGAGCACGACAAGACCUUCAUCCCGGGCCUGCCCACCGUGCUGCCCUCCACGCUCACUCGCGAGCAGGAGGAGCAAUAUCUACUUCAGCUGCAGAUCGAGGAGGUGAGCCGCAAGCUGCGCUCGGGCGACCUCGGCAUCCCGGCCAGCGUGGACGAGAGGUCGCCCUCGCCCGAGCCGAUCUACUCCACGGACGGCAAGAGGCUGAACACGCGCGAGUACCGCACGAGGCGGAAACUCGAGGAGGAGAGACACCGGCUCGUCACCCGCAUGCAUCAGAUCAACCCCGAGUUCAAGCCGCCGCCCGACUACAAGCCGCCCAUCGUCCGUGUGCACGACAAGGUGAUGAUCCCUCAGGAGGAACACCCCGACAUCAACUUCGUGGGUCUGCUCAUCGGCCCGCGAGGCAACACGCUCAAAGCGAUGGAGAAGGAGACCGGCGCCAAGAUCAUAAUAAGAGGAAAGGGCUCCGUGAAGGAGGGAAAAGUCGGCAGGAAGGACGGCCAGCCGCUGCCCGGGGAAGACGAGCCUCUGCACGCCUACAUCACCGCCACCAACGCCGACUGCGUCAAGAAGGCCGUCGAGAAGAUCAAGGAGGUGAUCCGUCAGGGUGUGGAGGUGCCCGAGGGACAGAACGACCUCCGCCGCAUGCAGCUGAGGGAACUGGCGCAACUCAACGGGACUCUCAGGGAGAGCGACUCGCCGCGCUGCGCCAACUGCAGCGCCGCCGACCACAAGACGUGGCUCUGUCCGGACAAGCCGAACGUGACGAACAGUAUCGUGUGUUCAUCGUGCGGCGGCGCGGGACACAUCGCGCGCGACUGCCGCGCCAAGAGACCGGGACACGCGCCGCCCGCCCUGCAUCACGACAAGGCUAAGAUCGACGAGGAGUACAUGUCGCUGAUGGCGGAGCUGGGGGAGGCGCCGCCCGGGGUCGGCGGAGUCACCGGCCCGUCCGCCGCGGCCGCUCGACGCACGCACGGACCCUUCGCCCCCGCGCCGCCGCCGCGGGCUAUCAUGCCGGCUCCCGGGAACAUGGGCGGCUUCCACGCGAUGACUCACCCUCCUCACCCGCCGCACCCCCCGCAUCCUCCGCCGCACGCUCCCUGGCUCGGCGCGGUGUCCACUGGAGCGUCCGUGAGCGCGGCUCAGCCCCCGCCGCCCGGCAGCGCGCCGCCCUUCCCUCCGCCGCCGCCGCACCAGGCUGACGGCACUCUCCCGCCGGGUUCUUCGCCGCACCUGCCGCCGCCGCCAGGUAUGCUGGCCGGUGGUCCGUGGCGCGGGUUCGCUCCCCCGCCGCCCUGGGCGGCUCCUCCCCCCGCCGCCCUGUUCGCUCCGCCGCCGCCGCCCCCGCCGGUCUCCUCCGCAUAAAGACACUCCCACACGGACUCUCUCACACUCUAGAACACUUGUGCUACCCGAGGGUAGUUUUCCCCUGUAUGUAUUGUAUGGGUCACUAACUCUUCAAAGCGCUCGGCCGGCCGCGGAGUCGUGGUGUUUUCGUCCUGAGCUUUUCUUUGUGAUUAUUUGAUGUUUAUUUCUGGAAUCUAUUCGUAUCGUCGAUUUAUAAAUUAGAUGAGGAACCUGUCACCGAGUCGUAGCGCGUGUAAUAUGUUACAAUAUUCGCCAGGCCUGGCCCGGCCUGGCCCGGCCGCCCUACUGAUGAUUUCUUGUUUCUCUAGCGACCAUAAUAUAUAAUAUAAUAAUUA
This is a messenger RNA of Danaus plexippus (monarch butterfly), 2666 nucleotides long. RefSeq names its product splicing factor 1 (gene SF1). Bases 196 to 2328 code for a protein of 710 amino acids. Gene Ontology annotation, cellular component: nucleus. Gene Ontology annotation, molecular function: zinc ion binding; mRNA binding. NCBI's taxonomy places the organism in Eukaryota, Metazoa, Arthropoda, Insecta, Lepidoptera, Nymphalidae. The record is from RefSeq and is a predicted model, not a curated record. Gene Ontology annotation, biological process: regulation of mRNA splicing, via spliceosome. The transcript is spliced from 16 exons.